AUGCUUCUUAUAACUGCACUUCUGUUCUUCUCUCUUCUAAAUAUCAGCGCUCAAACAUCGCAUGCAAAAGCUUUCACAGAGCUCAUGAAAGGCGACAUCGAGGACUUGCAUGAAACCAUAAUUGGAGACCUAGAAUGGGAUGAUGGGUUAGCGGAAGAAGCGCGUAAAGAAUUAGAGUCGCCACUUCCGAAACCGAAAGGAGCUGACCUGAAACUCACAGGGACAACAACUGUCACGGAUGGAAACCGAGGAGGAAUCGUUACUUCAACUCGUCAAGGGUUUCCUCGAAGAAAACAAGGGUCGCGGUAUCAAUCAGGCUCACACUAUGGAUGUGGCAGCUCGUACAAAGAAUUGGACGAAGACCACAUUUGCCAGUCAGGUUCAGGUCGCUUGUCUCUACAAUUGGACGUAUCUUGCUUGAAUUUUCCGAUAAAUUUCUCGAGCAAUUGA
Molecule: messenger RNA, 450 nt
Organism: Ostertagia ostertagi
Lineage: Eukaryota; Metazoa; Nematoda; Chromadorea; Rhabditida; Trichostrongylidae
Source: the annotation of a GenBank genome assembly